GUCACGGGAUGCAACUUAUUCUCUCUGGAGGCUUGUGUCUAGUUAACUGUACACUAGUUGUGGUCAGUUAUGUUUCUGGCAGGUACAGGCAACGGGUGCUGUGGGAUUGGCCAGAGGCCAGGCUCUAGUUCUGGGUCCUGCAAUCCGCGAAAGUUUAGCGAGAAGAUAGCACUUCUCACCCAGCGACAAGCUGAGGACACCGCAGCCUUCCAGGAGGUUAUGAUGGACAUCACUUCCACCAGGGUGAGUCAAGAGGACAGGCCUACGAGCUUCGUGUUGAUAAAACAGGAGACGCCAUAAAGCUGUCAAAAAUAUUCAAACGUCAGUAAUGUUGACCACCCGACAGUCAGAGCACUUUGUUUUCACUUUUCAGAGGCGCAAUAAAUUCCACGCCAUAUCAAGCAGCGCGCUCAAUUUUGCACUAUAUAGACUUUCACCGCUAAAACACCGGUUGACAAAUCUCAGUUUAAUCCAAAGUGUCGACAUAAUUUAACUUUAAAACACUCUUACUGUAAUAUAACCUUUAAACAUAAUAUAUGCUUUAUGUUGACUUAUACCACAUUUAUGCUUAUAACACCUGUUGAUUUGCCAUAUAGCUGGCACCAAAAAAAAAAAAAAAAGGCUGCCCACAACCUCCCAAGGCUAGAAUUACAAAUUGCACUCUUGGGGUAGCCUGCGUAGUGGGCUUGACCAAUGUGCAUAUGUUAACGCUUAUGAGUCAUGCCCCCACGUUGCUAUUUAUGGGGGUGUCUAUUAGGCUAGGGGGGCCCUGAUUUGUUAUUGUGUCCAUAGGAAAUAUAAUUACUAUUCUAUUUUUAUGUGAGUGUCAGUGUCAGUGUCCCACUACACAGUUGGAGUGCUACAACCUCACCUUAUGCUUUAUGUUAUCGUUUUGGAAUGUAAUUGCCUUCUGUGCAUUUGACUCCAGCUUUUUGCCAGGGGUGUAGGGCUGUUCCUGACAAAAAAAAAAUCUUGAUAGACUGCGAGUCGUCUGUUAUUUUGACCAAUCCAUUGAAGACUCAUGAGACCAUAGACUUACUGGUAAAAUGCACAUGAGGGGGUACUUCAGGGGCACUCCGGACAGAGCAAAAUUCAGUUGGUGGUACAAUAACCGAAAAGGGUUGGGAACCACUGUUGUAGACAACACUACAAGAAACAUACAAGGCUUAAUGAGGAAUUGGACCUUGUAUGUUUCUUGUAGUGUUGUCUAAAUGCAUCAGCAGUCCCCCCCCCCCCCCCCCCCCCAAGUAAGUUAUGGUAUUAGGCCUAAUUAAGUUAUGGUAUUAAGACUAAACAGGAUGCGCUCUUUGGCCUACAGCUCGAUAGUGUUCUCAACACCAAUAUGCUGGUUAACUUUGCUAUUAUGCACAUAGCAACAUGGUCUAGGAAAAGGCGCCAAUUCAACAGCGCUCUGAUGUUUCAGAACCGCAGACAGCGACCACUAUCCAAUGUGGGAAAGCGCGUUCGUUAAAAAAAUCAUAUUUGUAUUAGUGUUGCACCGUUGAUCUUAUGUAAUAUAACCAUAUACAAUUUCAGUAACACGUCUUAGAGUGAUGGACUGUGCCAUCCCCACGGCCUCCACAAUGGAUUAGUCCACUCAGACUGGCGCGAAUCAGACAGGUGUCUUGUACACCAUUAUUAUUAUUUAAUUUUUUUACUACUGCUCGACUAAAAAAGUUUUGGUCGACCUGCUGACUAAAUGGGGUCAGCCCUACAGGGGUGUAAUAAAUAUAUGUUUGAAACUAUGUGUAAAGUGCACAAGUUUGAGUUUCCCUAUUCUGCAUUAUAGAGCGCACCGUCCAUCUUAUAGCUAGCCUAGUAUCGUAUUGAUUAGGUCUCUGGUGUCAGGUGAAAUGAGGUGCAGCCCCAUGCUUUGGCUUGAAACGGAGGAGGCUAGACCUCACGGCACUUGUUUAUGGUAGCGCUUUGACUGCUUACAUAGCCCACACUGUGCAUAUCAUUAAUACCCGAAUUCAUAAGCUCUCAAGUCAUGUUACCUCACCAAAAGAGCUCACUGAUGCACAAGUCUCAGUCUUAUCCAAGGGCCUCUCUUUUGUACCUAUAUGUACAGACAAACCAUUUCAUACGAAAGCAGAUCUGUUUAAAUUAUUUCGCAAGAUUAAACUUAAACACGUGUUUUCCUAAAACACAGUUUCUGGCCUAGAAACCCAACAAAGAACUGUUACCUAUUUUACGCCCAAAAGCAAAUUCUGUCUUAUGGUUAACAACUCCUCGAUUAAAACCUAUUGUAGGUUAGUCGAACAAGAAGCCAUGUCUGUAUAUAAAAGAAAAACAAACCAUAUUCAGAAGAACCUCCCCAGGACAGAAGAACAGGCACUCAAUGAACUAAUUAAAUAUUCAUCUUUGGUUAUCAAACCUGCAGACAAGGGGGGAGCUGUGGUUGUUUUAGACUAUGAAAAAUACAAAGAAGAGAUUCUGAGACAACUCAGUAAUGAACGUUUCUAUAGAAAACGGAGUGUUGAUCCCACACAGGUGUUCCAAAGGGAUAUUAGCUCUAAUCUGAAGCAAGCCCUAUUAAACAACCUUAUCUCAAAACCUGAAUAUGAAUACCUUUGCUGCAAAUGUGACAUAUGUCCAUGCCUGUACAUUUUUCCUAAAUUACACAAACCUAAAACACAAGGCAAUUAUUCAAGCAGACCAGUGGUUGCAGGAAUAGGCUCAAUGCUUGAGCCAUUGUCAAACUUUGUAGACUAUUUUAUUAAAUCUCAUGUGCAAGCAUUGCCAUCAUAUGUGAAAGACUCUAUAGACUUCAUAAAUAAAAUCUCACCAAUAACGGGAUUAACAAAAGACUGUAUUUUGGUCACAUUAGAUGUCGAGAGUCUAUAUACCAGAAUUCCCCAUACGGGGAGGCUGGUAGCCCUAGCUCACUAUUCGAGAGACCGAGAUACUAACAAAUACCCACCAACAAACUUUAUUCUAGAGCUGGCUGAAUAUGUUUUGACGUAUAACUAUUUCCGGUAUGAUGAUGAAUACUACUUCCAAACUAAUGGAACAUCGAUGGGCUCCACAUUCGCUCCAAGCUAUGCUAACCUUUAAGUGGAUCAUUUUGAAGAAUGUUUUGUUAACAAUUAAAAUGAAAAUCUAUUUUUGAAUAAAAUCCUGAAGUGGUAUCGAUAUGGACACAUUUUUUUGCAUAUGGGGAGGAACGGGAGAAGAGCUGUCAGACUUUAUGGCAUUACUCAAUGACAUUGACCCCAAUCUCAAAUUCACUAUGGAAUGUGACACUAAACAUGUUCGUUACCUCGAUAUGUGGAUUGGGAAAUCAAAUGGAACCCUGUUUACAACUCUGUACAGAAAACGGACAGAAAUACUCUUUCAGGGGGACAUCUUCCACCCUGAGCCAUUAAAAAGAGGACUUCCAAGAAGCCCGUUUUUCAGACUGCGCCGUAUAUGCUACUCCACAGAGGACUAUCUAGAAAAUGCAGCGGAGAUGCUGAGUAUAAGAACCCACCACUUAUUGUAUAUAGGAGAGGUCGCAAUGUACGCGACAAAUUGGUCCAUGCCAACUGCCAGCCACAAAAGAAAAUGAGCCAGGCUCUUUUACGACGUCUUCCGAAUGGUAUCUAUAAAUGCAGAGGUUGCACACAGUGCAACAAUAUGAUGAAGUGUGAAUAUUUCUGCCACCCACAUACAGGAAAACAGUUCCAAAUAAAUGACAUUAUUACGUGCUCCACCACCACCAUGUUAUCUAUAUGAUCAAAUGUCCACGUGGGCUGUGUUAUGUAGGUAAAAUCUCUCAAACAGAGAAUUAAUGAACAUAAAAGUUCAAUCAGGAGAAACGACAGGGAUUAUCAUUUUAAUGACCAAAAACAUUAUAUUUCUACCUUUUUAGAGUUUGUGGCAUAGAGAAAGUCAAGAUAUCAGACCGGGGAGGUGAUAUAAAUAAUACUCUGAGCAAAAGAGAAUGUUUUGGGAUUUUCACCCGCUAGACAUUAUACCCAAACGGUUUUAAUAAUGAAAUGCCCAUUCAUGUUAUGUUGUAAAUGUGAACAUGAGUUAAUGCUUCCACUUCAGAUUAGUCCAACGUUUUUUUCUUGUACUGUACCCAAUGAUUUAUGAAAACUUACUUGAUAUGUCGAUGUCCUCAUUGUCGUUUCAGUCUUGUGUAAUACGUUUUAUGUACGCACUUUAUUCGAAUUAUUAGAAUACUUAUGAAAUGCACAUUGUUAUAUUUGGUAACAUAUGCUUGUUUUCCUUAUACUCCAACCCCAUUCGAUGCAUUGAAUGGAUUUGGGUGGAGCAAUGUCUACAUAAGGGUGCAAAUUAAAAACACUCACAAAAGCUCUGACGAAGGCCUUGAGGCCGAUACUUAAAGCUUAAUAAAGGGAAGUGAUACUAGCAAGAGCAGUAUUUUUUCUCACCUAACCACCAUGCAACACUUUCCUUAAAAUACAGUACAUGUGGGAGAUUGUAGCCAGCUAUACUCGUGGUUUAUUACACAUUGACUUUUGAAGUAUGCAAUAGUCUUUCUCCUGCAGUAUCGGAUUCCCAUGUUCAUGCCAAGGGUAGGCAGUCGGAGGGUAUUCUUUCCGAGAUCGAGCCAACAGUCGCCUUGACUCACUCUUAUAGUGUCACUAUAUAUGGAAUAUACUUUGUCUGAGUUUGACAUUUACCAGGAAUUCUAUUCUACAAGUGAGACUAUUAUAGCACUGACUGUAAAUGGCAUUUGCCUUUUCUGAUAAUCAACUAAAUUAAACUAGUUGUUGUUUUUAUUUAUACCCCCACUCUUUCCUGGUCUCAGAUUCAGGUCCAGAGAGUGCGGCAGGCCAGAAGCCUGGGCACCUAUUCUGGAGGCUCCCUUCCCAAUGUCAACCAGCUUGGGAGAAGCACUUCAGGUGUACAGGUGAGAGUUAUUACUUAUAAUUUCAUGACCUACUACUUAGAACUACAUUUCUAUUUAUUAGCCUACUUACAUACAGGCUAUAGCAAUGGUUAUACGAUGCAGGAUACUGAAAGUCAAAUGAACCCUUUAUCUGUCUGACUCUGUUAGGGUCAACUCCCAUGUAGUCCAGACAAUGGCUGCCCUACAAGACUUCACCCAAUGGCAGAGAGGGCACAAGGAGAGGGGCGGCUCAAUUUCCCGGUCAGGCCAAACAGGAGAUAUGUAUCCUUUAUGCUCAGUCAAAGGGCAGCCAGUGAUGGGUCACUUAAAGUGACAAAGUGAAGCGAGGUCACUGCUAGUGUAACGUCUGUAUUGCUUAGUGGCUCCCAUGCCUUGAAGUUAAUAUAUGCAGGGCUAAAGCACAAACAGAUGCUUUUAGGGCAAGGGUUUCUAAUGGUCAAUGCUAACGUUAGCCAUUUGCAACUGUAGUAAACUAAGCACACAAUAUUGAUGGUCUUCCUCCAGAUAUCUGAAGUGCAUGGUGGACGACCAUAACAGUGAAUGUAAAGCAAUAGUUCACCACUAUAUUGCAAUAAAGUGGUGAACUCUUGCUUUACAUCCAUAGUAGCCUACUUCCUAUUGUCUGUAUGGCGAGAUGACCAAACAACUAUUGCGUGUAAAAGCGUUCCCGGGGUCAAAUGCCACACUACUGUCUAAGGUUAAAGGCCCAGUGCAGUCAAACUUGAUUUUCCUGUAUAGUGCAUUCAGAAAGUAUUCAGACCCCUUCACUUUUUCCACAUUUUGUUACGUUACAGCCUUAUUCUAAAUUUGUUUAAAUACAUUUUUUUCCUCAUCAAUCUACACACAAUACCCCAUAAUGACAAAGUGAAAACAGGUUUUUAGACAUUUUUGCAAAUGUGUGUGUGUGUAUAUAUAUAUAUAUAUAUAUAUAUAUAUAUAUGUGUGUGUGUGUGUGUACAGUGGGGGAAAAAAGUAUUUAGUCAGCCACCAAUUGUGCAAGUUCUCCCACUUAAAAAGAUGAGAGAGGCCUGUAAUUUUCAUCAUAGGUACACGUCAACUAUGACAGACAAAAUGAGGGGAAAAAAUCCAGAAAAUGACAUUGUAGGAUUUUUAAUGAAUUUAUUUGCAAAUUAUGGUGGAAAAUAAGUAUUUGGUCAAUAACAAAAGUUUCUCAAUACUUUGUUAUAUACCCUUUGUUGGCAAUGACACAGGUCAAACGUUUUCUGUAAGUCUUCACAAGGUUUUCACACACUGUUGCUGGUAUUUUGGCCCAUUCCUCCAUGCAGAUCUCCUCUAGAGCAGUGAUGUUUUGGGGCUGUCGCUGGGCAACACAGACUUUCAACUCCCUCCAAAGAUUUUCUAUGGGGUUGAGAUCUGGAGACUGGCUAGGCCACUCCAGGACCUUGAAAUGCUUCUUACAAAGCCACUCCUUCGUUGCCCGGGCGGUGUGUUUGGGAUCAUUGUCAUGCUGAAAGACCCAGCCACGUUUCAUCUUCAAUGCCCUUGCUGAUGGAAGGAGGUUUUCACUCAAAAUCUCACGAUACAUGGCCCCAUUCAUUCUUUCCUUUACACGGAUCAGUCGUCCUGGUCCCUUUGCAGAAAAACAGCCCCAAAGCAUGAUGUUUCCACCCCCAUGCUUCACAGUAGGUAUGGUGUUCUUUGGAUGCAACUCAGCAUUCUUUGCCCUCCAAACACGACGAGUUGAGUUUUUACCAAAAAGUUAUAUUUUGGUUUCAUCUGACCAUAUGACAUUCUCCCAAUCCUCUUAUGGAUCAUCCAAAUGCACUCUAGCAAACUUCAGACGGGCCUGGACAUGUACUGGCUUAAGCAGGGGGACACGUCUGACACUGCAGGAUUUGAGUCCCUGGCGGCAUAGUGUGUUACUGAUGGUAGGCUUUGUUACUUUGGUCCCAGCUCUCUGCAGGUCAUUCACUAGGUCCCCCCGUGUGGUUCUGGGAUUUUUGCUCACCGUUCUUGUGAUCAUUUUGACCCCACGGGGUGAGAUCUUGCGUGGAGCCCCAGAUCGAGGGAGAUUAUCAGUGGUCUUGUAUGUCUUCCAUUUCCUAAUAAUUGCUCCCACAGUUGAUUUCUUCAAACCAAGCUGCUUACCUAUUGCAGAUUCAGUCUUUCCAGCCUGGUGCAGGUCUACAAUUUUGUUUCUGGUGUCCUUUGACAGCUCUUUGGUCUUGGCCAUAGUGGAGUUUGGAGUGUGACUGUUUGAGGUUGUGGACAGGUGUCUUUUAUACUGAUAACAAGUUCAAACAGGUGCCAUUAAUACAGGUAACGAGUGGAAGACAGAGCCUCUUAAAGAAGAAGUUACAGGUCUGUGAGAGCCAGAAAUCUUGCUUGUUUGUAGGUGACCAAAUACUUAUUUUCCACCAUCAUUUGCAAAUAAAUUGAUAAAAAAUCCUACAAUGUGAUUCUCUGGAUUUUUUUCUUCUCAAUUUGUCUGUCAUAGUUGACGUGUACCUAUGAUGAAAAUUACAGGCCUCUCUCAUCUUUUUAAGUGGGAGAACUUGCACAAUUGGUGGCUGACUAAAUAUUUUUUUCCCCCACUGUGUAUAUAUAUAUAUAUAUAUAUAUAUAUAUAUAUAUAUAUACUACCAGUCAAAAGUUUGGACACCUACUCAUUCAAGGGUUUUUCUUUAUUUUUAAAUUUUUUUGCAUUGUAGAAUAAUAGUAAAGACAUCGAAACUAUGAAAUAACACACAUGGAAUCAUGUAGUAACCAAAAAAAGUGUUAAACAAAUCAAAAUAUAUUUUAUAUUUGAGAUUCUUCAAAUAGCCACCCUUUGCCUUGAUGACAGCUUUGCACACUCUUGGCCUCCACAAUCCCCCGACUUCAACCCAAUUGAGAUGAUUUGGGAUGAGUCGGACGGCAGAGUGAAGGAAAAGCAGCCAACAAGUGCUCAGCAUACGUGGGAACUCCUUCAAGACUUUAGGAAAAGCAUUCCAGGUGAAGCUGGUUGAGGGAAUGCCAGGAGUGUGCAAAGCUGUCAUAAAGGCAAAGGGUGGCUAUUUGAAGAAUCUCAAAUAUAUUUUCAUUUGUUUAAGACUUUUUUUGGAUACUACAUGAUUCCGUAUGUUAUUUAAUAGUUUUGAUGUCUUCACUAUUAUUCUACAAUGUAGAAAAGAGUAAAAAUAAAGAAAAACCCUUGAAAGAGUAGGUAUGUCCAAACUUUCGACUGGUACUGUGUGUGUGUGUGUGAGAGAGAGAGAGAGAGAGAGAGAGAGAGAGAGAGAGAGAUUAAAAAUGAUAUAUGAUUUUAGUGGAAGACUUUGAAAAGAGUACCUGAAAUAUCAUCCUCUUUUGGUGGGAUGGAGAUUUGGCCGGCCUGGUGACAUCAGUUAAUGUCACCAGGCCAGUUAAUAGACCACCAAUAACAAAGACAGUUCCAAACCUCUCUGCCAAUAACAGCUAGUUUUCCCCUCCCCACUCAGACCACUCCCAGACAGUCCUAGUAGAAUUCUUGCUUGAGAAAUUGCUCUUUGCUAAGAAGCAAUUUUUGUUACUUUCUGACCAUUUUAAUUGAAAACAAUCACCCAGAAAUGAUUUAAAUUGAAAUAAAAACGGCUGCAUUGGACCUUUUUAACUGUUGAUCCACUUAAGUAGCAGAGGGUAUUAAUCAUGUACACAGCCACGCUGUACACAGGCAAUGCCCUGUCAACUUUGUGUAUCAUUGUUUGCCAACAUUAGACCUAUGCCUAGGUUUUUCUAAGGGCACGCUGUUUAGCCUUAACACUCCCUCACAGACUGACAACUCCCCCUACUGCUCAGUUCACCUGUCUCCACCACUUGAACCCAGCUGGAGAAGGUAAGGGUCGGGCGCAAUCCAAACUGAUACAUUUGGUUCACUUGCACUUAAACAUCCUAAUACAUAUUCUGCCUGAUUCUGUCACCCAAAUAGGAACUUGUCUAGCAGCUCUCCAGUGGACAAAAGCCACCUGAUGCACCCUCCCUUCACAGCACUUAAUAGGUGAGCAAUGUACCCGUGGUGUUUCUCUACUGUUCUUCUACACUCUUGCUUUCCCCUCUGAAAUGUGUGCUCUCCUCCCUAGAACUAACUCAGACUCGGCCCUGCACACCAGUAUGAGGAACACCCACACAGGGGACCAGCAGGCUUUAACCUCACGGAACAGGCACAGGGGUAAAUCCACAAUGCCAGUUGUAUUGAAAUAGUCAUAGUAUUGUGUUCAGUAUUUCAGUAUUAUUCCUUAGGUAAUUCUUGCAAAUGCCUCUUGAAAGUGAGUUUUCUUUCCUUUGCCAUGUAUUAAUCUAUUCAUUUUUGCACCUGAUGGUUUCCUCUCUGUCACCUCAGUUUUUCCAUAUCCAGUGCCUCCAAUUGAGGAGAAUGUCCUAGAAGAGGGAAAAUCAUUAAGGAAUACCAAAAAGGUAUAAUUUCUUGCCAAUAUAACCAUCCACUAUGUCCUAUGCGAAUGGGUUCAGUAUUGCACUAUUUGCUCUAGCAGAUGCAUGACUAUUUUUCUCAUUGAUGUAUCCUUGCUAAUUGUUUGUCUCAUCUUAGCUUCCUGCACUUCCCACUGGAAUCAAAUCGCGUAAAGUCCCUGGUAUAAAGUAUGUUCUGCUUUUCCAAAUGAAUAUUGUCUAAAAGAAGGUAAACCCCUGAUUGAACCACCUCCUUUUCUCCUAUCCUUCUCUCUUGCGGUUUCUCCAGCAUCCUGUCCUCACCAGAUCAGCAGUUCAGUGCUCUCAAUGUCCCUUCCCCUCUCAAUGUGAGUGGCUCCUUGCCCAACCUCUCCAGCCUGCACCUCCCCUCCCCCCAGCCAGUAGGCGUGGACUCACACAAACCCACUGCCUGCAGCACUGACCACCUACCUGGAACUCCCUCUCACCUUGGAGCCAGGGAUGAUGAAUUUCCUUUGCCAGGUGUGUUUGUCUGUGUGCCAAGUUCUUAGUGUAUGUUGGUAUCGGUUUAGGUUUGUUCAUAUGGUGAUGAUGGUGUCCAUUUCUUUCCUUGUGUUCUCAGGUUUGUCAUUGUCGCUCCAAGGCUCGUACAGUAACCCAUUGCUCCAAUCCUUCCACAGCAACCCCAAUAUCCAAUCCUCUCUCCGCAGCCACUCCCUUUCCAGCUCUCUAAACUCCACCUCCUUGAACUUGUCACUCAGCAACUCUUCCCUGCAGUCAUCCCCUAGCAACCAAUCCCUCCAGUCCUUCCUCAGCAGCUCUUCCCUAAGCGGCCUAUCCCUGCAAUGUGCAACUAGCCACUGUAGCUACAGCAGUGGGAUUGGCGGAUCUCGCACUUGCUCCUCCUCGUCCCUAUCCUGCUCCCCACGUCCAACUAGCCAGACGCAGGUGCCUUCGUCAAGAAGGCAGACUCCCCUCAGCCCACUGGUCGUUCCCACUGGUGGAGAGUCUCGCUGGCUCCAAUCUAAACAAUUUUCACCUGUUGGGUCUCCAAAGUUAUCUUCUAUAACUCAGGUAUCUCAAACAAACUGGAAUUUAAGUGACGUCAUUGUUUUGUUAAUAUGGAGUUCUAUGAAAUCAUCUUACUAAGACAUUGUUUGAUGUAUUGCUCUUAUUUCAAUUCCAAGGGAGUUCUCCUGAACACCAACCAAUUACCACAGGAGUCAAGGCCACCAGGGUAUCAUCACUGCCAACCUCAACACGAGGGACCUCCAGCAGCCCAGCAGCCCAUGCAUGGAGGUCUGCCACAGCAGCAGCAUUCUCUGACAGAGGGGCAGCAGCAACCCAGCCAGGAACUGAAAAAAACACCACUACACCAAGAGAAAUCCAGGCAUCAACAACAAGGUGCACAUCAGCAGCAACAACAACAAGACCAACAACACCCACAGCAACGGCUCCCACAGACACACAAUCUCCAACAACUGCAAUAUCACCAUCGACAACCGUACCAACACCCAAAUCAACUAUAUCGAUGCCAGAUCCAGCAUGUCCAAACAGAAGGUCAGAACCUGGACAUAAAACCGCAACAUCAAAGAGGGUCAAACCAGUGUGAGAAUCCACAGCAACAACACCUACAUCAAUCACAAGAGGAACAACAUCAAAGACAACAACAGCAAAAACAACAGAAACAAGUGUACCAAAACCUUCCACAGCAACAGCAAGAGAAGCAAAGGCAACAACACCAGCAACACCCACACCAGCAACAGUAUCAACAACAAGCGUACCAAAGACAACCUCAGCAAAACCAAGCACUUCGACAAGAUGAGAUGCAACAUCAGCUCCAGCAGGUUCAACCCUACCACCAGCAGCAGCAACAGCAGCAUGAGCAACAUCAGUGGCAUCCCAAGUGUGCGUACCCGCCAGCUCAGAGCCUUGACUUGAAUGGACAGAACAUGUCAAACCCACGAAAAGUACCAACGAUGCAGAUGACUCGUAAGCAUCAGACCCAAGCCCAGGGAAGGAGCUGGGCUCAUCAGAAGGUGCAAGGUCAGAAGGACCAGAUUGAGUCGACCAAAAUCUCCUCACAGAUGAACUCCUUAAUGGACAACAAUCCGGGCCUCUACAAUGUGAGAAUAACCCCAUCUGUUGCAUAUUAUGUUGUCUAUUUUCACUAGUUCGAGUUGAUUUUGGCUAGUGUCUGUGUAUAUUUUGCACUUUUAUCAGCCUCUUAGUUUUUUCUGUGAUGUAGGCUAUGUUUAGGGUCAGUAAGACGCCAUUUGAUGUUUGGUCUGUCAGAAAGGUAUGGUAAUGUAGGGCUGUACGAUAUGGGCCCCCCAAAAAAAAAUUCUACGAUAUUGCGAUUUGACGUGCGAUAUAAAUCGACACUUGGGUGAACUGUUGGAAUAGAAUGUAGAAACAAAGUGGAAAGCAGCAUCGUUCUUGUUUGGAACAAUCGGUUGACUGCAUUUGACCUAACUGAACCGCAUGCAAACUUACAGAUGUAGGAUCUUAAUUUGAUCACCCUGUUGCAGGAGAUUUUAAACUUGUAGUGUAUUUGAGGUUUAAAAAGGCAUCUGAAUUUUGUAAUUUUCACUUUGAAAUUUGACUUGAUUUUCCCUUACGAAGAAUGUAUCAACCCCUAUAAAAAUGUCCAUUAAUUAUAUAAUCCACAUUUCCUGUUGCUGCAGGAUUACUUUCCUGCUGUAGCAAACUGGUUCAAAUGAAGAUCCUACAUCUGUAUAGUGACUAACAGAGAGGAGGAACUGCGCUGAUUCAGUGACGUGGCGGGCUUCUUGUGUGGGAAGCAGCCGCAAGAGGAGAAAAAAGAGUAAACUAUCAAAACAGACGUUACACGUGGCUCAGAUGCAUUUCAAAAUAUUGCAUGCGAUAUGGAUAUUGCACAUGUCAAUAUUGUGAUUUCGAUGUGAAUUAAGAUGAGUUGUGCAGCCCUAUUAAUAUUAAUGGUCCACUCACCCCCUUUCUGGUCUCUCAGGACUCUUCCAUACUGAACCAUUUACAGCAGGAGUCCUACAUGGGCCUACACCUCACACCCAGCCAGACUCAGGCACUCUCCCAGCAGGUAGCCUAAAACUUUAAAUAAUCUAACAGUAUUGAAAGGACAACUCUAUUUUACCUGUUGAUUCACUCACUGUGCAUAGUUUUAAUCUAACUGUCUCUAAUCUUGUCUGGUUGUCCACACUUCUGCCCAGCUGGAACAGCUCAGUAAGGAGCCUCUCUGGGGAGAUUCUGGGCCUCAGUCUGUGGAGGUGAAAGAUGGAGGGGUUUACUGUGGGAACCAGGGUCCUCACAUAUCCCUCCACUGCCAGAACCAAACCAGUGUGGACUGUCAUAACAACCUUAUGAUGGGUAGGACCCACUCUCUCCCCCCUCUUGCACUUUUUAAUUGCUUGCAGCAGAUAUUAGAGAUGGAUAUUACCUUAUUUUUGGUUUACACAGGUCGCUUUUGAUUCAUCCAGAUAGUUGUUACUCAAUACCAACUAAUGGACUUAAAAACUGUCUGGAUGAAACUACACCCUAAAUAAGUAAAUAAUAAUCCCUGAAAUGUUGGACCUGGUAAUUGAAACAUAAACAUGUUUAAAAUAUUUGUUGCACUGCAAUUGUAACCUUUAAAGCUUAUGUUGUCUAUUUUAAAAGUUUGGCCGGGAUUAAAUCCGAUGGCGGCUUUUAAAAGCAAUUUCUGAUUGAGCCGUCAUGCAGCGUUUACCGUGAAUGGGAUAUCCGUGAACGGGAGCAUUGACUUUAAAAGCCACAAUGCCUAUAACCCACAAUCGGAUUGAAUCCCGGCCUCACUCUUUCUCUCAUCCACUUUGUCUUUGUUUCCCACUUAACAGACAAAGCAGCUUAUGAUGAUUUCUCUGGUGUUCUGCCCAUGCUGGGAUUUGAUGCAGACACCUUCACCCUGCAUAACCCCCUUCAGAUCGAUCCCCUAGACCUGGAGGAGCUUAACAUGCUGGCAGGUGGAGACAUGGUCGAGGACACUGUGAAAGGACACUGCUCUAACCUACUUAGGUGA
Molecule: messenger RNA, 13262 nt
Organism: Coregonus sp. 'balchen'
Lineage: Eukaryota; Metazoa; Chordata; Actinopteri; Salmoniformes; Salmonidae
Source: the annotation of a GenBank genome assembly